This is a messenger RNA of Spirometra erinaceieuropaei, 636 nucleotides long. NCBI's taxonomy places the organism in Eukaryota, Metazoa, Platyhelminthes, Cestoda, Diphyllobothriidea, Diphyllobothriidae. The record is from the annotation of a GenBank genome assembly.
AUGAUCCGCGUGCUCCUUCAAGACUGCCAUGCGAGACUACGCAAAUACCGUCAGAGAAUUGACCAAGAAAAGGCCAGAUGCUACGAGUUCAUGGGCGAGAACGGCACAAAUCUGCUUCAGCAGAAAGUGACUGAACGAGCCCGCGAGCAAAGAGCGACACGCGAUGCAGCACUGGGGAACAAAUUCCACAGACUGCCUGAUCCAACGUCAUCCAGAAGCGGCACACUGGUACACAACCUGUCGUCAAGGGAACCGACGAAGGAGCAAGCACAGGUUUUACGGCACGAAGCCUCAUUCAACACAGCUGACGCCAAACCUGUCAACAUGAUUGCAGCAGUGGAAUCGGUCAUUAAUCAGACGGAAGCGACGGAGGAGACGAAGAACCUUAUCCGACACCAAGUUACGUCCCUCCUUAUGACUCACAAGCCGCGCGAAACACUCACAAAGGUCGAACGCGAUGCACUAAGAAAACUCAAGGCCGACAAGGACAUCGUCAUUGUGCCCGCGGACAAGGGGCGUUCCACCGUCGUACUGGACAGAACAGACUACCUUCAGAAGGCCAAAAACCUACUGGAGGAUCGCCAGUUCUAUGUCCCAUGUGAAACCAACCCCAUAAAAACGCUGCACGCGAAAUAA